Cordyceps fumosorosea ARSEF 2679 is the source of this 1518-nucleotide messenger RNA. RefSeq names its product Chondroitin N-acetylgalactosaminyltransferase. The coding region runs from base 1 to 1518 and encodes 505 amino acids. The transcript is spliced from 3 exons. The record is from RefSeq and is a predicted model, not a curated record. NCBI's taxonomy places the organism in Eukaryota, Fungi, Ascomycota, Sordariomycetes, Hypocreales, Cordycipitaceae.
AUGGUUCCCGUCGGCAAACUCCUGGCCAGCGUGCCCUUUCACAAGAACUUCCGCCGCAACUUCCUCUUUACCCUCUUCGCCCUCGCCUUUGUCGCGCUCCUGCAAAUUCACUACAACGGCAGCCCGCUGCGCCUGCGGCCGGCCAAGCCGAAGCCGUACCACAUCGCGACCAUCGAGGAUGACGACGAGCCGCGCACCAUGGUCACCUCCAGCACUUUUCACCCCGUCGCCUUCCCCACCAGCGAAGGAAAGAAGAACAAAUCGCUCGAGGAGCUGUGCGCCAGCUUCCCCCGCCACCUGCUCGCCACGAUUCAACCGGUCCUCAAGACAGGCUUCACCGACGAUCCGGAGCGCAUGCAGUCCCAGAUGGAGAGCUGUAGCGCCUGCUUCCAACCUAGCGAUUUGCUCAUCUUUUCCGACCUCGACGACACGUACGAGGGCCACGAGGUGAUAGACGUCCUCGCGGCCCUGCCAAAGUCCUACCACGACUAUGAGCAGUUCAAGCCGUACUUUGAGCAGAAGCGUCUGCGCGAUAGCGGAGCGGCUUCUAGGAAUCCGGCCGCGCUCAAGGCUAUUGAUGGCUGGAAGCUGGAUAAGUUCAAGUUUCUUCCGCAAGUGGAAAUGGCGUGGCAGAUGAGGCCCAACCGGGACUUUUAUGUGUUUUAUGAGACAGAUACAUAUGUCUUUUGGGAUCCCCUACUUCGCUUCCUCAACACCCUCGAUCCGGACACGCCGUUAUACAUGGGAUCCGCAUCCCCAGGCCGACAGGAUGAAUUCGGACGAGACACGCUGUUUGCCAACGGCGGCCCAGGCUAUGUGCUCAGCCGCGCGACCGUGAAACGGUUGCUGCAUCGAAGAGCCAGCCCGACAGGAUUCUACCUCGACCCACCAUUCGCCGAGAAGCACCACGGCCUCAUGCACGACCUCGAGUGCUGUGGCGACAGCGCCCUGGGGUUUGCCAUCUGGCAGAGCGGCAUCCAGAUGUCGGCGCUGUAUCCCAUGUUUGCGCAGCACGCGCUGCAGAAUUUGCCCUAUGACGCGAUGCGCUGGUGCUCGCCGCUCUUGACCAUGCACAAGCCGAACUUCGACGACAUGCGCGCCGUAUUUCAAUGGGAAUUCACGACUCGCUCUAAUGAUUACGCAAUGCGCCACCGCGACCUGUGGGGCUUCCAAAAGCCCGGCAAGGAGAGCCGGCGCGACAAUUGGCGCAACGACGGCCGCGGUUCGCGCAGGGUGGAGGGCGAGGAUGUGGCCAUUGCCACGCAGGAGGAGUGCGAGGCGCACUGCCAGUCGCUCCCGGAGUGCCUCAUGUGGACGUGGCGCGGACACGAUCGCGCGGACUGCCUCGUGAGCGAGGGGAUUGUGCGCGUUGGAGAAGCGGCCGCGCCUGAGACGACGGCCGACGGACAGGCCAACUACACGGCGGGCUGGUUGACGGAGAGGGUGGACGAGUGGAGGAGCACGCACGAGUGCAACGACACGCUCUGGCUGUCGCACAGCUUUGGCCGCAUGUUUUGA